This is a messenger RNA of Podospora anserina S mat+, 558 nucleotides long. RefSeq lists its product as uncharacterized. Lineage: Eukaryota; Fungi; Ascomycota; Sordariomycetes; Sordariales; Podosporaceae. The record is from RefSeq and is a predicted model, not a curated record. The transcript has a single exon. Bases 1 to 558 code for a protein of 185 amino acids.
AUGUCACAGUUCGAUUUCAAAUCGUAUCGCGUACGGGACUUCGUCCAUUCCUUAACCAUGCACCAGGAGCAUCAAGAACUUCUAAGCUACGAAGAAACCAUUAAAUACGCCAGGUUCCCAGCCCUUGAUACCUACCCGGACAGUAGCAACACCAUCCUGCUUCCAAUCCGAGAAGAGCACAGUGAGGUGUUUGACAUACUGGACUGGUUAUAUCGAACCAAGCAUGUCAGAACGAUUUUGGAUCUCAAGGUUCUUGACCGACUUAUCAACCCACACAGCGAACGCGAUAUUGCACAAUAUGUCCAGGAUUUCGGGGUUGAAAUCCUCGAUUGGCGCUUUCUGGACAUGUCGCUUUCCGUUUUCAGUGAUGAGACGAAGAAGAGAAUUCGUGGUCUCCAUUUGUACUCCAGCGGGAAGAUGGCAGCGAUCAGUCACUGGCUGAAUGAGAAAGAUGGGUUGAGGACUUUUGAGAAUGUAAGUCACCACAUGAACGGAUGCCGUGUGACGUCGGGGAAUGGCCAGAGUCUGGGUACUCAUGUGCGGACGUCGUCUGCCUGA